AUGAUUUUAACCUAGACGUACUAACCUUUUACUGCGUAUUUUCCUAGACGAAAUACUCCGUCUAUGGCAAACACAGCAGCUAGGGCAAAACGAAAACCCAAUUCGGGUGAGGAUGCCAUACGAAGCUCGGAGUUUCUCCAACUCCAAUCGCCUUUUCUACCUCAACAGUCGUAGGUGCUCCGUCGCACGCUGUUCCUCUUCAUCAACGUCAGCCACCACUCAUCCAGCAUAGGUGAAAUUACGUUUUCAGUAUAUACUCAGGGUUCGAUUAUUGUAUAUGUUUUUGUUUAAGGGGGCGGUGGCGAUAGCAUUGGUGCUCUUCACCUUGGGGUUGUUCUUCCAGAUUUCGGGGUAGCACCAGGGAUUCAGUUUGCUAAUAUGCAGACCAACUUGAUUUCCGCCUCGUCACUAUUCUUUUCAUCGCCAUCAGAGUUUACAUUUACGCUGUCCUGUGAGUCCUAUAACAGAUGUUGUUCCUUUGAGUUUGGUGCUUCUUCUUUCUCAAAUUAAGGAGGCUCAGGAAGACUUGGUGUGUGCCAUUAGCUAAAUUUGCCAUAAAGAAACACUUUCAAAUGACAUGUUAUUCAAUAAUAUACUUAUUUACUCCCAUAGACGUCUUUCAAGAUAAGAAAUGGUUGAAUGUUCCUUGGAAGAAGCUUCAGGUUGGGGACAUCCUUAAAGUUAAACAAGAUGAGUUUCUUCGUGUUGACAUAUCGUUUCUAGCCAGCACAAAUCUCGAUGGAAUCUGCUACAUUGAGGUUGUACUUGGGUUGGCCCGGUUUCCUUUUACAUUUCUUUGUUAUGUUAAUUAUUGUUUGUUUUCUUUAUUACGGGGCACUAUUUAUAUGCUUCUAGCUGGUCUGUCAAUGCAGCGAAUGGGCACGCAUGUUUCGAGUGAGAUGUUAUGGUUCUAAUGUUUUUUGGAGAGGUCAUUCUCUUGUUUGUUGCUAAAAAUACUUUUAUGUUGCAGGGUAUUAAUUAUACAGAUAUGGGAUAUGAAUUUCAUUGAUGUAAUCUAUUUGACAUGAAAGAAAGAGAUUCGGAAUUUUGAUAGGCUUGUGUGGCUUGAAGUGAAAAGAUUAUCCAAAUGGAUCUUGAAUUCAAUGAAGCAGUUAUUUGUUGUAGUUAGUGUUUACUUUUCAUGUAAACACAGUAUUGUAGUUUUGAUAUAUUUGAAUCGAGCAUAUGCAAUUACGUAGUACAAUACUUUGAAUAGUGUUUGUAAUUAUAAGAUUUUGAAGUGUUUGUAAUUUUACGAUUUUGAAUGAGGUGUAUGUAAUUUCUACAGGUUUACAUCAAUACAUGUAUGGAAAUAUGGAAGAUAAUUAUAGAGAA
Molecule: messenger RNA, 1335 nt
Organism: Cuscuta europaea
Lineage: Eukaryota; Viridiplantae; Streptophyta; Magnoliopsida; Solanales; Convolvulaceae
Source: the annotation of a GenBank genome assembly